AUGAGCUCCGAUGGCGAGAAGGUCCGCACCUCCGGUGAGGUAGUGCGCGAGACUCUCCCCACUGUCAACCCGGCAGCAGAGAAGCAGGAGGCCCCCAGGGCUGCCCUCCACCCGGCGGUCUAUGUGAGUAUCUGGAUUACUCUCAGUUCCAGUGUCAUUCUGUUCAACAAGUACCUCCUCGACUAUGCCAACUUCCGUUUCCCUAUCAUCCUCACAACAUGGCACUUGACUUUCGCGACCAUCAUGACCCAGAUCCUUGCCCGCACAACCACCGUCCUUGAUGGUCGCAAGAGUGUAAAAAUGACUGGCCGCGUCUACCUCCGCGCCAUCGUACCCAUUGGUCUCAUGUUCAGUCUUUCCUUGAUCUGCGGCAACAUGACCUAUUUAUAUCUGAGUGUUGCCUUCAUUCAGAUGCUCAAGGCCACUACUCCCGUUGCUGUCCUCAUCGCUACCUGGGGUAUGGGUAUGGCUCCCGUCAACUACAAGACUCUCAUGAACGUUUCGAUCAUCGUCGUUGGUGUCGUCAUUGCUUCUUUCGGUGAGAUUAAGUUCGUCAUGGUCGGUUUCCUGUUCCAGCUGGGUGGUAUUGUCUUUGAGGCCACUCGUCUGGUUAUGGUGCAGCGCCUGCUUAGCUCUGCGGAGUACAAGAUGGAUCCCAUGGUCUCUCUUUACUACUUUGCUCCUAUCUGUGCGGUGAUGAACGGCUCCGUGGCUCUGUUCCUGGAGUUCCCCCGCCUCACCAUGGAUCACAUUUACAACGUGGGUGUAUGGGUUCUGCUCGCCAACGCCAUGGUCGCUUUCUUGCUGAACGUCUCUGUCGUUUUCUUGAUUGGCAAGACUUCGUCUCUGGUGAUGACCCUGUGCGGUGUCCUGAAAGAUAUCCUGCUGGUUGCCGCCUCUAUGAUGCUGUGGAACACCCCGGUCACUCCCUUGCAGUUCUUUGGUUACUCCGUCGCUCUCAUCGGUCUAGUCUACUACAAGCUGGGUGGUGACAAGAUCCGCGAGUACACUGGCCAGGCUAACCGUGCCUGGGCCGAGUAUGGCAACAACCGCCCUGCCCAGCGCAAGUUUGUUAUCUUUGGUGCGGCUGCUAUCAUCUUCUUCCUCUUCAUUGGCACUAUGGCCCCCGGCUAUGCCCCCGAAUCCGUGAAGGGCAUGCUUGGUGGUGCUACUCCGGCCAAUUAG
This is a messenger RNA of Penicillium odoratum, 1185 nucleotides long. RefSeq lists its product as uncharacterized. Gene Ontology annotation, cellular component: Golgi apparatus; trans-Golgi network; endosome. Bases 1 to 1185 code for a protein of 394 amino acids. The transcript has 6 exons. Gene Ontology annotation, molecular function: antiporter activity. Lineage: Eukaryota; Fungi; Ascomycota; Eurotiomycetes; Eurotiales; Aspergillaceae. The record is from RefSeq and is a predicted model, not a curated record.